AAAGCUUGCGUCACAAAAAAAUCAUAUCCCAAACAAACAUUGCGAAUAGAGAGUGGGGUGUGCACCGCAAAAGUACUUAAAAUUUAACCCCUCCAAUAGGUACUGUGAAAAUAAAUUAAAUACAGUGAUUAACACCAAACGCAAACUUCUUCCUAAUCCAUCGAUGUUGUGCGUGUAAGAAAACCUAGAACGGAAGUAACUUCCACAUAUCUCAGCAGUGCUGCAAAACGGAACACCAGAAUGUUCGACAAUAACAUCAACAAUUACGUGCUGAAGGUAGAGUUGGCUAAAUGUUUCGGCAAUCUUGGGACGGUUUUUCUGGCACAGCAUCGACCUACCCGGCAGCAUGUAGCCGUGAAAAAGUUCCUAGUGGAGGAUCUGAAGAACGACAUUACAUACGUAAUGGAUGAGGCGAAGCAUCUCCGUGAGUUCGACCAUCCGAACAUCCUCAGCUACCACACCGCGUUCGUACACAACCUCGAUCUGUACUUUGUCCUGCCGCUCAUGUGUUACGGCUCCUGCAGGGAUACGAUGAAUAACUACUUCGAAAUAGGCUUCCCCGAACCGAUCCUGGUGUGCAUUCUGCGGGACAUCCUACAGGGGCUGGUGUAUUUGCAUUGGAAAGGUUACAUCCAUCGAUCGAUCCGAGCAAGCCACGUCUUUCUAAACGAGACGCGUGCCGUACUGGGAGGCUUCCGCGUAUGCACCAGCUUCCUUGGUGAAGGUAAACGAAUACGCAACCUGCACGAGUUGCCGCCACACUCGGUGAAAUCACUAAACUGGUUGGCUCCGGAAGUUCUGGCACAGAACCUAACAGGCUACACGGAAAAAUCGGACGUAUACAGUCUAGCGAUGACGGCAUACGAGCUGGCGAACGGUGUGGAACCGUACUUCAAUAUUACGGCCACGCUUAUACUGGCGGAGAAAUUGAAGGGAGGUGUCUACCUACCGAUGCUGCUGGAUGCCACCACCGUACCGAGCGAAGACGCAACCCAGCCGAAUGAAGCGGCCACCCCAUUGAGGCAAAUCUAUGCCUCCAGACAGUUCUCCGAUGCGUUGCACAAUUUUGCCGAGCAAUGUUCGGAAAGGGAUCCGAAGAAACGACCCAAUACAUCCGCCUUAUUAUCACACUCCGUAUUCAAGCUGGUUACUCACACGAACAUUAGAGAACAGUUUGCGCUGCACUGUAUACAAACCGUCGACUUUGAUUCAAUCCAAGAUUCCGACAUCAAUCUAACCGAAAGCUUCUCGCAGAUGCGCAUGGAAGCUGGGGGUUCCUUCGAGUGGGAUUUUGAUGAAUCGUAACGAUGGUAAACAAACAAACAAAUGUUCCAUCUGUUGUAAAAGGAGUGGCAAGGCCGUUACUAUAUGAAUAGAAAAAAUAAAAAGGCAGUGGAACAAGUAGUUAAUUAGACAAACUUAUUCGAUUCCUACAAAUGUUGUAACACAGCGCGGAAGAUACAAGCAAGCUAAUAGAAAAGAAGAGGAAUAAAAAAUGGCUUCGGGUGUUUUUUCAUCAUACAUUUAAUUCCAUUACUAUUUGCAAACUGAAGAUCGCGAAGAAGUCAUCU
Messenger RNA from Anopheles moucheti, 1571 nucleotides. RefSeq names its product STE20-related kinase adapter protein alpha (gene Stlk). Gene Ontology annotation, biological process: protein phosphorylation. The transcript has 4 exons. Lineage: Eukaryota; Metazoa; Arthropoda; Insecta; Diptera; Culicidae. The record is from RefSeq and is a predicted model, not a curated record. Bases 241 to 1305 code for a protein of 354 amino acids. Gene Ontology annotation, molecular function: protein serine/threonine kinase activator activity; protein kinase activity; ATP binding.